UGGUCACACUGCGGAAGGUGAGGUCAGGUGGUAUUCGGGAUGCAGAGUUUCAGGUCCGGCGGCGCAUCCCUGUCACCGGCAUGACGUGGGUUUUGAUUCUUGACGUCCCGGAAGCAACGUAGGCGGCUCCCCGGCUGGCGGCGGAUGUUGACAGAGGCGGAUUAACGAGUUUUUGGGGCGGAGGAGGGGCGGCAUUUGUGACGGAGCCGGUUUCAAGCGUUUUGUGGUUCUGAAGCGGGGCUAACGUUUAGCUUGGGCGCGAACGACAGACACCGAAUGUCCAAUGAGAGUUCGAGCCCGGAAAAGGACUUGAAGCCGAACCGCACGCUUCGAAAGAACGCCACUUUGAUGGUCAACGCGUCUGCCUGGUGUCGGUCAAGCUUGUGAAGCCAAGGGUGGUGUGUUCUGGAGACGAAGGCGCGACGGCACUCUGCGUCGCUGGAUAUUUGUGGACGAUGGGGACUCAAGGAGCCGGCAGAAAGAGGCUGCCCAACCUGGAGAAGCUGACCGCAGAGGACGAUGCUCUCAACCAGAUCGCCCGGGAGGCAGAAGCACGCUUGGCGGCGAGGCGAACGGCGAGGGCGGAGGCCCGAGAGAUUCGGAUGAAGGAGCUGGAGAAGCAACACAAAGAGAGGUAUUAUGGUCUGGAUUAUAAAUGGGGUUAUAUUGAGCAGUGGAUGGAGGACGGCGAGCGCUAUUCCCGCCACGCGCGGAGACUCGCUUCGCUGUCGGAUGAUGAAGAGCGGAUGUCCGUGGGGAGUCGAGGCAGUCUGAAGCCGUCAGAUUACAGCUCAUUUCUCGGUUCUGGCUCCCGGGCGUCCUCCAGAGCGAGUUCGGCUCGUGCGAGCCCCGUGGUGGAGGAGAGACCGGACAGAGACUUCCUGGAUAGAGGCUCCAGAACAGCGCUGAACCUUUCUGCAGCCACUCUAUCUUCCCUGGGUGGAGCGUCAUCCCGCAGAGGAAGCUGCGACACGUCGGUCUCCGUCGAGAUGGAGGCGUCAAUCAGGGAGAUGAAGGACUCGGUGGCAGAAGCGGAGGAAAAGUACCGCCGAGCCAUGGUUUCAAAUGCUCAGCUGCACAACGACAAGUCGACUUUAAUGUAUCAGGUGGAAACGCUGCGGGAGGAACUGAGCGACAUGGAGGAGCUGCUUUGGGAGGCGCGACGGCACGCCGAUGAGCGCACAAAGGCAUACGAACGUGAGCGCGACAGUCACGUUGUCCUCCAGUUCCAGUUUAAAGAGAUGAAAGAGACCAUGAGACGAAGUGAAGACCUGCUGAUGGAAGUGUCAAAGUUACGAGAACAAACGCACGCUUACUCUCAGGAGGUGUCUGACUUGCAGGAGGCUCUGCAGUGGAAGGAAAGGAAGAUUGCGGCAUUAGAGCGUCAGAGGGAAAUCUCUGACGUCAUUCAAAUCGAGCGCGACCAGCUGAGAGUUGAGGUGCUCAGCCUCCGAGAUGUUGUCAAGAAAUACGGUGAGGUCAUUUCUCCCGAGGUCGCAACCGACGGGGGGCCGAGAUUGGACGGCGCUAAGGAUGAAGUCGGCGAGAGCGUUGCAUCCCUGUUGGCGAACGAAGUCCCUGCGAGCGGAGAGAGCAUGCUGGGCACCGGUGGAGACAUGACAUCUCGCCAUUGCCAGAUAAAUAAACCCCCACAGGCGCUCGGCUUCAGCUCGGCUGACAGGCACUCGCGGGCUUCGCUCGUGAGCCGAGAGGCCCGUGCGGGAAGACAAACAAAUCGGAUGAGGACGUUGCCCGCCCGACUCGGACGAAGCUGCGUGCCCGCGAACGGAGCGAUCGCAAGACGAGCAGCGACGCAAAGUGGAAACUCUGUCCCUGAAUUGACUUUUACACCCAAAGUCAAGUCGUCUUUCGGGUCGCUGAAAAAUGCCCAACCGUCCUCCAAACGGCGCAACGGUCCGUCAAAAUGGAAAAAGUCCAUCUCUGGUGUUUGUCGAACUUCCGUUGGAAAGGUCCACAAAUCAGGUCCGUCUGCCUCGGACUUGAUCUUGGACCAAAAGAACAUCAGAUCCGGGAACUCGGCUGAGCGGCAGAAGACGGAUCACAUUACCUUGAAGCAAGCUGACUUUCACCGCUCGCCAGGCCAGGCUGAACCACCUUGCUCGGCCAGUCUCACACGAGACUUUGAGGAUUGUCCUGCAACCACGGAGCAAAAAGCCGUUACAAAUGUCUCAGAGAAAUACGAAACGCCGCACGAAGAAACGGAUCAUCCAAACAUGACUGACUUUGUUUUUGUGGAAUCGUCCUUUGGUCAGGACGCCCUUUCUCCCGAAGACUUCCUGCCAAAGUGGCCAGGAUCUUCGCCCACCGCUGCCGGUUGCAAGUUCAGAAGCUUUGUUGAGGAACUCAAGGUCAUGGCGGCUCCCGAAUGGCUGCUGCUGAAACUCCCGGAAGGAAAACUCUUUGAGGAGCGACCCUCCGGCCACAUUCUGGAGACUAAUGUGCAAGCCGGCCACGAGCCUUCCGUGGCCGACGUGGACAGUUGUGAGGAAGUCCACGAGGAGAUGGAGCAAUAAUCACCUGCGAACGGAAGGAAAAUCGUGCUGGGGCAAGUUCGUUUUGGUGAUCGGCUCAGUCCAGGAUGCGGACCUAAACUACCUUUUUGCCUUCAACGGAAGUCUUGGCUGUCACCGUUUAGAAUGUCAAAGCAACGUGUAAUGGAUUGAUGGACCGUUUUGGUCCGUUUCGUCAUUUCAAGUGGCCAUCUUUCGCUUUUUCCGGUAUGCCGCCCUCAGAGGCAAACGUUUGAGCCCCUCUCCUCAAGUCUUUGGGGGUGAAUAUGACUUUGUCGGCUCGUCCGUCCGUAUGUGCCCUGUUUUUGACCGGUGACCAGUCCAGGUUGUAAGUCGGCCCCCCAAAGCCAGCUGGGAUGGGCUCCAGUUGAUUCAGGAGCGAUGUUUGUGUUGUUGAAUUUUUCCGAAUGAGAAUCAAUAAACGAUUUCUGUUGAAUUGAGCUCAACGUAUUCAUUACAAGAUUGCUGCCGUGUUCUGCAUUUUCUCAACAGCGAUGGCGCAGCAUUUCUCACGGGUAAGAAAUCGUUUAAAAAAAAAAAAACGGAAACGCUCCGCUGAUCGGAAUGUGUGAACAAUCACGGAUUUCCCCCAAUCAAACCACCAAUCGUUUGAUCUUAUCACGGUACUACAAUUCAAAAAAUGUAAUUCAAACUUAAAAAAUUAAUUAAAAAAUCUGGUUGUAAUUAAAAAUCAUUUGAUCAUGACGUGAUUUAACAAAUAAGCUUGUCGGGAGGCUGUUGCAGUGAGUAACUGGACGUUCACUC
Molecule: messenger RNA, 3296 nt
Organism: Hippocampus zosterae (dwarf seahorse)
Lineage: Eukaryota; Metazoa; Chordata; Actinopteri; Syngnathiformes; Syngnathidae
Gene: lrrfip1b
Product: leucine rich repeat (in FLII) interacting protein 1b
Exons: 14
Coding region: 456-2534 (692 amino acids)
Biological process (GO): regulation of transcription by RNA polymerase II
Molecular function (GO): RNA polymerase II cis-regulatory region sequence-specific DNA binding; DNA-binding transcription factor activity, RNA polymerase II-specific
Source: RefSeq, a predicted model, not a curated record